CCUCCUCUCGGGCGCCGAGCUCCUUGGGUGGGGGUGGACAAACCAGUCUCAGGGUCUUUCCCCUGGAACCUGCUCCAGCUCUUGGACCACUGCCUCUGGGACAACCUUGUCAUCUACCUGUCCCCAAAACUGGGCCCUGGGGAGAGCCGCCUCCUCCCUCUUCCCCCAACUCUCUCCCCCAGGGUUGUUCCCCUCCCCCAACUUCCAUCUCCAUCCCCCAGCCAGACCAGGCCUCCCAUCUUGCCCCCAAGAGAUCUUCAUCCAAAAUGCCAUCUGACUGCGUCCCUCCCCUGCUCCACAAACUCCCGUGGCUCCCCAGUACCCUCUCCACACACACACUUGGGUCCAGCAUUUUAGCCUUGCACUUCAUCGCUCUGAUUACUUUCCGUGAAAGAGCAGCCCACCCUCUGUCUCCCCUUCCCUCCCCUGCUUGAGUUGUCUCACUAGGCUUAGAACCACCUGACGCUGUAUUAUGUCUCCUGGUUGGCUAUCUCCCCAACUAGCAUGUCAGCUCCGAGGUUUGUGUCUGUUUCGUUCACUGCUGUGAACACUACCUGGUAUACUGUAAGCGCUCAACAAUGUUUAUUGAAUGAAUGAAGAACGGACUUCUAUUCAUUCCCCCAAACCCAGCGAAGUGCCCCCUACUCCCCGGCCGGCUCGGUGUCCGGGGGAGCCGACAGGAACCGCCUUCACUUCACUUCUCGGAACCACGGCUUCCCCAACCCCCGUCAACAUCUAACCCCCGCCAACCUCUGUGUCUAAGAGGACCUUUUUCUGGCCCCAGCUGCUGAGAACAGUAACAGUGGGCAUUCAUCGAGCACUUCCUGAAUGCCAACCACUGUGCAAUGCUCUCUGCUUUCAUCACCUCGUUGCCCCACCAGGGCAGGUCCUGGUGUCACCGUUCUACAGCUAGGGAAACUGAGGCCCAGAGAGGGGAGGCCCUUGUUGGUGUCCUACCGUGAAGGGAGGCAGACCCAGGCCGAUGGUCCCCCCCCCCCCAUGCACACACCCCUCUGGAGCCGGAGCCUUCCUCCCCCCCCCCCCCCCAAGCCCUCCCUCUGCAGCUCAGAGCAGCCAGGGCCUGGGCGGGAGGGGCCGCCUCAAUUAAUCACCUCACACUAAUCUUCCCAUUUCCGGACCCCAACCCGCUCGGGUCUGCAGGACCAGGCCAGCAGCAGACACGCUGGGCCCACUGGGGCGGGGGCCGUGUGGAUACUGGGGCCAUCGAGGGGCUGCUGGGGGUGGUGAGUACGGGGCAGGUGGGUAAGAGUGGGAGCUGGGGCGCAGAGAGCCCCCCAGGGCGGAGGACUAUGGGGGCAGUGUCCCAGCCUCCUCCCUUCCGGGGGGGGGGGGUCCUAGACAGAGAGAGACGGACAGACAGCCAAAAGCAGACAUGCAGGCAGAGGCAAUCCAGGAGAGCUCGAGAGGGAAAGAGAAAAUAGAGCUGGAGGGACAGGCACCCAGGGAGCCGUGCAGAAAAAUGACCCGAGAGAAGAGGAGGGGGAGGCGGAUGGAGAGCGAGACCAUCCGAGGUGGACGGAGGGACGGGCCGGGCAGGGCGAAUGCGGGACCCGGUGCGCCUUUCCUCGGCACAUCUAACCCCAGACCCAGAGGACUCGGGGGGGCUCCCUGCCCUCCCCAGCUGGGGGGGUCUCACCACCGCCUGCCCUGCUGCCAUCCCGCCAGGUGGGGGUGAGGACAAGCCAUGUUCCUGAGCCCAGGUGAGGGGCCUGUGGCGGAGGGGGGGGGGCCGGGCCCGGGCGAGGAGGCCCCCAAGAAGAAGCACCGGAGAAACCGCACGACCUUCACCACGUACCAGCUGCACCAGCUGGAGAGGGCGUUCGAGGCCUCCCACUACCCGGACGUUUACAGCCGCGAGGAGCUGGCGGCCAAGGUGCACCUGCCAGAGGUGCGCGUGCAGGUGUGGUUCCAGAACCGCCGGGCCAAGUGGCGCCGCCAGGAGCGUCUGGAGUCGGGCUCCGGGGCCGUGGCAGCCCCGAGGCUCCCCGAGGCCCCAGCCCUGCCGUUCGCCCGCCCUCCGGCCAUGCCGCUGCCCCUGGAGCCCUGGCUGGGCCCCGGGCCCCCGGCCGUGCCAGGCCUUCCGCGCCUCCUGGGCCCAGGCCCCGGGCUGCAGGCGUCCUUCGGGCCCCACGCCUUUGGCCCAGCCUUCACGGAGGGCUUCACCCUGGAGGAGGCGUCCCUGCGGCUGCUGGCCAAGGAGCACGCACAGGCUCUGGACAGGGCCUGGCCUCCCGCCUGAGUCUGGGGCCCGCCCGUGGCCACCCGUGCUGGUGCCCCUGCCUUGCAUCCCGGGGAGGAGGUGGCCUGGCGGGGGCCUCGGCCUCCCCGCCUGCGGGCCGGGCAAGGGGUGGACCGUGAGGCUCUGAGGCAGUAAGGCUGCCAUCGCAAGACACGCCCAAGUCCCCCUGCCCGCUCCUCGUCCCUCACGGCGGAGCCCCGGCUCUCUCAGAAGUAACAAAGAACAGCAGUGGCCGCCCAUGGCCCUGGCGUCUUUCACUGUGUGUCCCCUGCGUGCCCGUCGCUUUACCCCUCAUGACAGCUGCUCUACGGGGGAGGAAACUGGCCCAGGGAGGCCAGUUUCCACAGCCACACAGCCACUCAGGGUGGAGCUGUCGUUCAAGCUCGUUGCCCAAGCCCAACACCCCAGGUGCCACGCCGAGCCCACGCCGGUGUGGGACGCGGGGGGACCCGGGCUGGGUGCAAACGGCGGGUUCUCAGGCAGAAGCAGGCGGACGCUCUGCUCCCUCUGUAAAUCAAAAUGUGGCUUCUGUCCCCACUGACCACAGACCCGGUCACGUCUCCCAGCCCAGUGAGGGCGGGAUGGGGCCCUGCUGGCAAGACCCACAUUUGUCCCGUCCAACCUAGCCAUGUCUCCCCAGGGCGUGACGGACACCCUUCCGGAACUCGGCCGGACUCCUUGGCAAGGGGGCCACGGAGGGCAAGGAACAGGGUGUGAGCAGGCCGGAGGCCCCCCCCCCCCCCCCCCAGCGUCAGCAGGACACGGGACUUCCCCAUAGGACGGGGCAGCCCAGGUCACGACAGGAGGGGAGGGGCUGGAAGGCAGGAGGUGCACGUAACCGCCCUCCCUUUGAGCUCUGUCCGCGUUCACUUCCGGGUCCUCACAUCAGUGCACACCCACUGGGUGGGGCUCGAGCUGCCCUGCUCACCUUGGCUCACGUGACACCUCACGCAGGAGCCCCCUGGCCCUGUCUUCUUCGCGUGGUGGCAGCCAGGUCAACGGCCCACCCACGCACCUUCCAUCCAUCUGACCGCCGGCCGCCCACCCGCCCACCCCCCACCCAUCCAUCGUCUGGUGAUCCCUCUAUCCAUCCAUCCACUGCACGACGGGGCCGUAACGGUGAACAGAACGAGACAAAAAUCCCUACCCCGACGGAGUUGCCACUCUGAUGGGAGACAGACACGAGCACAAUUAAAUAAACACCGACAAUCGUUCGUAAAACACCAGCUGGCUGUAAGUGCGGGGAGAAAAUAAAACCAGAAGAGGCAGUCGAGUGCAUGCAGCAACUGUAGUUCGACAGGGCGGUCGGGGGGCCUCUCAGACGUGACAUCACGGAAUUGGAGGAAGUAAAAGAGGGAGCCAUGGGAACACCUGCGGGGGGGAGCCACCCAGGCAGCGGGAACAGCACACCCAAAGGCUCUGGGGCAGGACCGGGGUUGGCACGAGGGAGGAACCACCAGGAGGCCCCUGUGGCUGGAGCA
Molecule: messenger RNA, 3741 nt
Organism: Acinonyx jubatus (cheetah)
Lineage: Eukaryota; Metazoa; Chordata; Mammalia; Carnivora; Felidae
Gene: RAX2
Product: retina and anterior neural fold homeobox 2
Exons: 2
Coding region: 1706-2260 (184 amino acids)
Biological process (GO): positive regulation of transcription by RNA polymerase II
Molecular function (GO): RNA polymerase II cis-regulatory region sequence-specific DNA binding; DNA-binding transcription factor activity, RNA polymerase II-specific
Source: RefSeq, a predicted model, not a curated record